UUUACCAUUGGGUUAUUUCAGAUCUGUGAUAUUUUGAUAUCUUGUUUUCUAUUCCUGUACUGACUGGUGUUUAUGGAAUUGAUAGAGAUAGAGUGAAGCUUAAAAGAUUGAAAGAUUAAGGACUAUUAUCCCACCUUAUCCCAUCUCAUCCCAUCUCAUCGCAUUACACCAUCUUCACAUCCUCCCUCACAUACCUACCUACAUACAAUUCCCUCUCCUGCUCUUCUCACAUCCAAACCUCAUCAAAAAUGACACUAGCACAAACCCUCCUCCUCCUCACCAAUUUCCGCUCUCCCUUCCUCCGCACGCUGGUCCCUGCCGUCGGCGCAGCCUACCUCCUGCAGGCGGCCGUCGCAAUCCCGAGUAUCGCGGCCCAGUCCGAACGCUUCUAUGAUUUGAGUGGCAGUUUGACCUAUUUGAGUGUGACGGCUCUUUCGCUUUACUUGCCGACGGUGAGGGCGAGGGCGGCGGCGGAGGUGUUGGGGAAGGGGAAGGGGGGUGUGGAGUGGCCGAAACUCCUCGAAGCAUUUACCGGAACGGGAGGUGCCAAUGCGUUGAAUUGGAGACAGGUAGUUUUGAGUGCGGCCGUGGGGAUUUGGGCUACGAGGCUUGGUAGUUAUCUCUUCAAGAGAAUAAUGGAGGAUGGUCAUGAUUCUCGCUUCGACGAAAUCAAAAAGUCACCUACUAAAUUCUUUGGCGCCUUCUUCGCCCAAGCAACUUGGGUGUCCCUUUGCUGUCUCCCCGUCCUCGCCCUUAACUCUAUCCCACAUCCUCUUCUCUCCACCCUCCCCACUCUCAUGCUAACCGAUAUCAUCGGACUUCUCCUCUUCGCCGGCGGUCUCUCCUUUGAAAUCGUCGCCGAUCGCCAAAAAUCCGCCUGGGUCGCCGCGAAGAAGAGAAAAGAGCAUGAUGAGGAUUUUCUCACUAGUGGUCUGUGGAGUAAAAGUAGACACCCCAAUUAUUUCGGAGAAGCAACUUUGUGGACCGGAAUUGCGGUUUUGAGUGCGGGUGUGCUUACCGGGCGAGUAGGUCAGUUGGGGAUGGGCACGAGUGGGGUAUGGGGAAAAGCUUUAGGAGUGGGUAUUGCGGGAGUUAGUCCGGCUUUUGUGAGCUUUUUGUUGUUGAAGGUUAGUGGGGUACCGUUGAGUGAGGGGAAGUAUGAUAAGAAAUACGGUCAUCGAAAAGACUACAAGGAGUGGAAGGAGAAUACUCCAAUGUUUAUUCCGAAGUUUUAGGGAGUUAUGUGGGGGAUCUGUCUAGGGAUAUGCUAUGCUAUACCUGGGAACUUGAUGGGUAGAGGGAAGGAGGAAAGGAAAGUCACCGAAGAUAGGGAGAGGCGAGGGAG
Molecule: messenger RNA, 1345 nt
Organism: Botrytis byssoidea
Lineage: Eukaryota; Fungi; Ascomycota; Leotiomycetes; Helotiales; Sclerotiniaceae
Exons: 5
Coding region: 249-1235 (328 amino acids)
Biological process (GO): lipid metabolic process
Cellular component (GO): membrane
Molecular function (GO): oxidoreductase activity, acting on the CH-CH group of donors
Source: RefSeq, a predicted model, not a curated record